GCAGCAUGCGGGGCCCCGCGACCCUCGCCCUGCUCUGGGCCCUGGCGCUGGCUGCGGGACCCGCCGCCUCCGAUGCUGGGACUGAUGGAUCAGGAGACGGAUCGAUGAUAUCACCCACUUUCACAGCGACACAUCUUCCUGCUGCGAGCCCUUCGACUGUGGAUGACCAUGGGCCAGUACUUGUAACUGCAGGCACUACUGAAAGCAGCCUUGAUACACAGAGCUCUCCAAGUACUGAACUGAAUGCUGUGAAUGAUGAGGAGAGCCUCGAAGCAACAGAACAGUCUAUCUUGAUAUAUGUUGUCCCUGUGGCGCUGCUGGUCCUGCUGAUUUUAUUGAUCACAUUUUUUGUAAUGCAUCAUAAACGGAAAAAGUCCAAGCAAGAUGAGCUGGGAAGUGAAAAUGUAAAAAGUCCUAUUUUUGAAGAAGACACACCCUCUGUUAUGGAGAUAGAAAUGGAAGAGCUUGAUAAAUGGAUGAACAGCAUGAACAAAAAUGGUGACUGUGAAUGUUUACCUACAGUAAGGGAAGAAGAAAAAGAAUCAAUUGCCAACCCAAGUGAUGGUGAAUCAUGAAGUCCUCAGGACAGCAAAGAACUGGCUAAAGGGAUGCAGCACACAAGCUCAUCAUCCCCCAGAUAUUGGAAGAGCUGGAUUUAAAUAUAAUUCAUCUCAAAAGGCCAGAGAAGCAAAUGCUUUUGUUGUCUUCAGCUUCGUAUGGUCUUCAGAAAGGAAACAUCACCAAGGGAAAAGAAGAAAAUAAAAAGAAGGGGAAAAAAAAAGAAAAUAAAGAAAAGCACUCUAG
Melospiza georgiana is the source of this 804-nucleotide messenger RNA. RefSeq names its product transmembrane protein 154 (gene TMEM154). The record is from RefSeq and is a predicted model, not a curated record. The coding region runs from base 6 to 575 and encodes 189 amino acids. The transcript has 6 exons. Lineage: Eukaryota; Metazoa; Chordata; Aves; Passeriformes; Passerellidae.